Paraglomus occultum is the source of this 1314-nucleotide messenger RNA. NCBI's taxonomy places the organism in Eukaryota, Fungi, Glomeromycota, Glomeromycetes, Paraglomerales, Paraglomeraceae. The record is from the annotation of a GenBank genome assembly.
AUGAACACUACUGAAUAUGAACAGAUCUAUAACUAUUUACAAAAUCCAAACCAAAGACAUGUACCUCGUAGCAUACCACAACAAUCGGUUAAUUAUACGAUAUUGGAAGAUCGUCUAUUUAGAAAGAAUAACGGCAAAUAUUUGUUAGUUAUUCAAUCGCCAGAAGUCGAUCAAAUCGUAUCGUACGCCCACGACCAUCCAAUGGGCGGACACUUCGGAUUCGAAAAGACUUUACAAAAAAUACUCCAACAUUACUGGUGGCCAAAAAUGGGAAGAUACAUCGAACAGUAUGUAAAAUCCUGCGAAACCUGCCAGAAAAUGAAAAAUCCAACGAAAGUUGAACCAUUACAAUCGAUUACGCCAAUCGGUACAAUGAAAAAAUGGGGAAUCGAUCUGAUUGGACCAUUACCACGAACCAUUAAAGGUAAUCAAUACCUAGUAGUAUCAAUCGAUUAUUUGACUAAAUGGCCAGAAGCUAAAGCGAUUGGUGACAAACGAGCUGAAACAGUAGCAUCGUUUGUGGUCGAUGAAAUAAUUUGCAGACAUGGUGUCCCAAGCGAAUUAGUGACCGAUCAAGGCGCUGAAUUUAAUAAUCAAUUAUUAAAACAUAUCGCUAAAAAGACAUCUAUGACGCAUAUUUUGACAUCACCGUACCAUCCGCAAGCAAACGGUCAAGUCGAACGAAUGAACCAGACAUUGGCUGGAACCAUUCGAAAAUUGAUUGAAGAUUACGGUAAUACAUGGGAAGAAUAUGUUGCUACGGCACUAUUCGCCUAUCGUACGACCCGACAAUCAACUACUAAGUAUACGCCAUUUUACCUAUUACAUGGGUAUGAAGCGGUUACACCGCUCAACAAACGAUUGGCUAGAAUCGGAAAUCCCAAAGAUCUGCAAAAACGAUUAGGACAAUUAAUCGAAAUACUUAGUAAUCGAGUUCAAGCUCGUGAAAAUAUUAGAGAGCGCCAGAAAAUACAGAAAAAGUACUACGAUCGCGGACUAAUAGGACAAUCCUAUAUAGUCGGAGAUUUAGUAUGGAUCGAUAAAAAAGUACUUAGACGGAUACCACGUGACAAAAUGGAUCCGAAACUAGAAGGACCGUUUAUCAUUAUGCGAAAAAAUAAGAACGGUACCUAUUACGUGAAAGAUCGAAAAACUGGAGUCGAAUUAAAAACGGCUUACUCAGGCGAUAAAUUCAGAAAAUAUAUUAUUCAACGUCGAUGGGGCGAACCGAUGGUUGAAAUUGAACAAUUAGAAGGCAUCCACGAAGGGACCGAAUUUCCUCGACAAAUAGAUGCGAGUGAUGAAGAUGUUUAA